GGACGAACUCAUCCUAGACAGCGGCUGCAAAAUGCUUCCUGGUCAACGGGUUUCCCUAAAACUUCCCCUGUAUAAUCUGACAGCUCGGACCUUCGGUUGAACGCGUCUAGUUUUAGAGUCAGAGGAGGGUGUGACACACGGCAGAGAAGAGUUGCUGAAAGAGAUACAGCUCUAACAGUGGCAUUUCGUGUCUCGCAAAGACGACGACGUAUGAUGCCAUCGGCGUUCACUGCUGUGGAGUGUAACUAGCGCCACGCGAUGACUACAGGUUGAGAAGUGAGUGAGGGAAAAGGGAGACGGAGAUCAAGGAGAGGAGAGACUGACACACACCUCACACACUGGAGUUUGGAGUCACUGUGCAGCCCUGAAAGAAGGCAGAGUGUGAGCGGACAGGCCUGGGGUCUGUGCAGCUCCACAGCCUGUAAAGUGAGCUGAGCGCUGCCCCACUCUGCACUCAGGCUGCCUCAGCUCUCGCCUGCCGCAGCCCAGAGAUACAAAGAGACCAAAGACUGAGAGAGACAGAGACUCGCUACAAUCAUGAGGCUUUCCCCUCCAUCGGCUCCACGGCGUCACUCUUGAGGUCUGCUUUGCUCUGGUGCCAGAUCUGCGGUUCACAAUGAGGGUGAAGAGAUGAGCUUGCAGCGAGCAGCCCUGUCCCUGCAGUUCCUGCCACUGGACAUUUACUGAUUCCUACAACCCGGAAGGCGAUGUCCCAGUCUCCCAGAUAGCACUUCUGAGGACGAGGCCUUCACAGCACGCAUUGUGCACCAUGGCAGGAGAGACUCAGCGCAUGCAUGCAGUCAAAGAGCUGGACGCUGAGUCCAAACUGCAGGAUGAGGGGACGGCGCUGGAGCAGCAGAGUGAGAAAACCACAAAGGAGUCUUCAGAGCACUUUUCAAGCACAGGCACUGAGACCAGAGCCAACGGCAGAGGGGCCAAAACUGAAAAACUAGAGAAGGAAAGGGACUGUCCCCAGCAGCGCGAGGCUGUCAUUCGGCCACAGCAGACAGGAAAGAUUGACUUCAGGUCACUGCAGAACCGAUCAAAGUUUGCCACUGACAGGACUUGGUCGAGUGGCAAAGGCAGUCCUCAGUCCCCAAGUGGAAAGGGCCGCAGCCGAGAGAAGGGGAAGCGGUCAGGAAAAGCAGAGCGUGGCAACCCGCAGCAGCUGUACAGACUAAGCAUUACAAAUCCACGCACCGUUGGCAUUGCCUACCCACAGCAGAAAGUUUUGCCACCCAAGAAGUUGGAAACCAGUCGUGGCCCAGUUUCGGGCAGCUAUAGAUUCCACGUUCCCAGUAUACCAGAGAGAGAGGCCGAACUACAGCACGAAGAGCUGAACUACAGCCGCUGCUUCCAGGAGGCUUCCUCUAACCUUACCUCCCCAAGCUAUACCUCACAGGCACUGGGUUCCUCCAGUGGAACAUCAUCCCACCCACAUCCACCCCUGUCACAGCAGCAGCAGCCAGCAUCAAUGGAGAACAGCAAUGCACAGCCUGGAAGCCAGCUGAUCCUGGCUGACUUUCAGCUGAGUGGCUCCAAUGCAUGGCAGUCUCCUGAAAGGACUUUUAAUGGUGCUAACUAUGGGGUUUCAUCACAAAAAUCCACUGCUCUCUCAGAAGCCAAUAAGGCAAGUUCCUUUGUGCCUGCUCCAUUUCAGUAUGGAUAUCAUUUAAUGGAAGAAUCAGCCUCUGACUCUUUUCCCUGUGAACAGAACCCCCAAUCCCAAGACUUUACAGACUCCUCCCUCGGUUCUGUUCAUGUGACCCAUAACUCCUUUUCUUUUAUGCCUGGAGGAGGGCAACAUAUCGCUCAGAACAGCACUCAGUUCAGUAAUGAACACCAGCUGGAGGAUCGAAGCUCUUAUCCUCACCCCCCACAGUCGCAGUUCAUUCCAGGAGUGGCAUCGUCCAUCCAGUGUCCGAGGAAUCUGAGCGAGGAUUCAGCCAGCAGUGACAGCUCCGGCUCAAGCUCUCAGCAGUCAGAACAGGGGAAGACUGCCCUGCCUGAGAGCACAGACACUGUUGGACAGGCAGACAGCAGGGAUGCAGCCAUCACCUCGGGGAGUAAGAGAAACUGUCGCCCUAAAGACACAGCUGCCAACCAAAGAACACACAUUCAAGGGAAUGUGCACCCAAGAAAUAUUUCACAAGGUCCAGGCUCCCCAAUGCACUUUCCUAACAAAACAUUUAACAACCCUCCAGUCAGUAACAUUCGCACAGGCUCGAUGCCUUUUGAUAAAAACAUCAACAAUAAGGUUCUAAAUAGGUUACCGCACUCUUGGGAGGGGUCUAACAAGGCGUAUUCGUCAGUGGAUCAAAACACAAUUCAGUACACUGAUAUGAAUGAUAAGUUUCAGUUUCAGAACCAGCCAGCACUUGACCAAAGGCCAAACUCAUCUAAAAAUAGCAGAAUGUCCUGGCAGCAGAUACGGUCAACCUCUGCCAUGCCGAACCAAAACAGAAUUGAGUUAUCUAGGCAAAUAAGCAAUCAGAAAUUGGCUUACAUAGUCUCUCCCUCUGACUGGCAGGAUGAUCAUAAAUCCCAUAAACAGAGCUCCCUGAAAAACCCCAGCUCAUUUCAGAACAGCCGAACCAGUGAUGGGUUUUCAAACCAAAGACAGGAGACUCUAAAGCAUAACAGCAAUACAGUCUCGACUUUUAAAGUAGAGAUGAGCCAUGCACAAGUGUGUGAGUCCAAAAAUAAGGCAGUAUACUUUGGACUCAACCAGUCUCUUCCAGCAGCACCAACAAGAAAUUAUAGCUAUCCCCCAUUACAGGUGCCACCCAUGGGGCUUAUGAUGGUGUCGCCUUAUGAAUCCCCUUUGCCCUCCCCAGUUCAUAACCCUGCAUCUAGUAGCACCUGCUCGUCCCUCUCCCCAGCAUCCACCAGCCCUGUCAACAUCAGUUCAGAGGAUAGUCAGAUGUCAAAGUCAGCCCCUCCUCAUCCAUUCUAUCAUCAGACCCAAGGCAAAACUCAGUUACCUUCCGAUCACCUGAGCACUCACCCUCACCAGCUUCAUUCUGAUCCUCCACGGAACCUUCCGUACGCAGCAGACAGAGCCAAAGACGACAUGGUGAGCUACCUGCAAAACAGCACGCAUCCAAAGACAGGUAUGGAUGGAAACAAGGGUUACAUGGAUAGUUUCGGGGUGGAGCAUCACCAGCCUCCCCCACCAUACUCCACACAUCAGCUGUUAGCCAGCUCAUUAGCCACAGCAAAUCUCGACCAGUUGGAUGUACUCCUGACAUGCAAACAGUGUGAUCAGAAUUUCAACAACCUGGCUUCAUUUUUAGGCCACAAGCAAUAUUGUGCUCAGCACACGUUUGCACAGAACGACCUCAAAGACAUAUCAAAGAUGGAUGACAGCAGAAAGUUCAGUGCAGAACCAGCAAAGGUAGUUUCAUCUGUGUCAAGUGUUUCGAUGUCAAGGUGUCCAUCUGACCUUCACCUGUCUUUGCUGGGCCUCAAUAAAAAUGGAGAACUGAUACCUGAGGGUGAAACGAAAGGAGACAAUAAAGAUGAUCCAAUGAAACUGAACUUAUUCUCUGGCCCAGGUAACCUCCCUGUCCCUCUCCCUGAUUUGGAAAUGGAGGAUGCCAAAUUAGACAGCCUAAUCACAGAAGCUCUGAAUGGACUGGGAUAUCAGUCAGACAAUGCAGAGAUAGACAGCAGCUUUAUUGAUGCAUUCGCUGAUGAUGACCUCACCACUGUCAAGACAUCAUCGAACAAACAAUGUCUGAAAACGAAAGAAUCCCUGGUCUUUGAGAGCAAAAAUAAACAAACAGUUGAUGACAGGUCUUUCACACAGGGAAAGUAUUUUUAUGACUCUGAUGUUGAGAGCCCUGAGAAAAUGUCUCUGAAUUUGGAACAAGAUGAGAAAAUUAACAUAAAAAAAGAAGUCUCUCAUAAAAAUUCAAGAAUUGCCUCAAGGGAGAAAACGUGGGAACAAGACAGCAAAGCAAAAGAGUCAAGGAAGCUGUGCAAGAGCGAGGAUGAAAACACAAGCGCACAAAGGUUUCUCUUAUCCAGCAAGUUUUCUGAGCGUUGUGGUGUUAAAAGCUUCCCGGACAACAAUGCACUUAGAGGGUCAACAGCCUCACAGGCCUCCACAUCUCCAACCUCGAGAACUGCAGUGAAAGAGAGCAAGAGGAAAAGCACUGGAGGGGGCACCUGGAGCAAAGAACUUAUUCACAAAAUAGUUCAACAGAAAAACAAGCUCCAUAAGCUGCAUGUUAAAGGGACCAAAAACCUUCAGUUCUCCUUGGUGAUGGAGAGACUGACUCCCAGUGUGCAGAACCCAGCGUUUGGAGAAUACGACUACGUGUCAGACUCUGAUGAUGAAUGUGAGCCUGUAAAAAUAGCAAGUCAAGGCCGAUUGAAUCAAAGUAGUCGGUGUAAAUACACUUACACUAAAGAGUGCAAAUGGCGAGCAAGGACUGAGAGGAACCAGGCAGCGUGGAGACAUGAGUCAAAGGAGUGUUUUGAGAUGAAGAAAAGUGAGGAGGUUUCGCUCUCGCCUGAGAAACCUGGCUGUCAUCAGAGACUCAGGAGGAGGGGUAGCAGGUCGUCUACAAGCAGUGAACUCAGCACAUCUGUGAGUGUUUCAAGCGAUAGUAUCAACAGCCCCAAAAGCACUGACCGCACUGACUCAGACUGUGAGAAGAGGACCGACAAAAAGAAAGAGUCUCCGGAGCAGAAAACCCACGACAGGUCCUCCCCGCAGAAGUUAUUUAAAGAGUCCAGCACACUAGCACUGACAUUCACUAAAUCUGUCAAGAAGUACAAUACUGACAAAGCCAUUCAUUGUGAUAACAAAGACACUACAGAGGAUCAAAAGAAGAAUCAUUCAAAUCCAGAAGUUGUUGAUCCAGUGUCAUGCUCGCAAAAAGCAAAAGACACGACGAAAAACUCAGAAAAAAGCAAAAAUUCUCAGGCUAAAUCAAGAGAGAAACUCGUGUCUCACAGAAAGGAAACCAGCACGACAGUCAGUUCAGACAGAAACACCCUACAGAGAACUGACAAUCUGUGCCCUAAAGAAGAACCAACACAGUUUAGCGGUACAGAUAACAAGACGCUACAGUUUGAUUCACACUCUCCCACCAUCAGCAAAGACACUGAUUUCAAUAUUGACAGAAACACAAAGGGCAAAAGGAGAGAGGGGGCCCAAGCCACACAGCCAGAGCUAUCAGACAGCAGCACAUUUGAAAAACAGAGUGACGGCGUCUGCAUGGUGAAAGAGGCCAUUACUUUAGUCGAUGACCUAGACUCGCACAAGCCUGCGUCCCUUUGCACCUCUUUGAUGGAUGAGGUGUGCCUAUCUCCAACUGAAAGCCAAAGCCCGUUGAUACAAAAGGACACGCUCCCCCUCAUGCCCUACCCUCUGGAUCAGGAACAAGGCCUCAUGAAAUCCCCACUUUCAUUUGACACCUCAUCAAUGUUUGGGGACCUCGCAGGAUUUGACAGCGGCCUUUACUCCGAGAUGCCGAUUCAGAAAGAGGGUUUUCAUUCAAUAGAGAACACGGCUGAUAAAAAGGAAGAGUUCGUGUCAUCUUUCUCGCCUUUUCUGGAACAAAGAGACUGGAACCUCAUUGUCACCCCCGUGCUACCAGAUGAGAUAUCACAGUACAAAGGCAACUCCGAGAAAUCAAAUGAAAAGAAGCCAGAUUACAAUCACGUUUCUUUGUCUCUGCCAGAGAAAAUAAUUGACUACAGUGCAAAUCUCAACAGCUGUGCAUCAGAGGAUGAGCUGGAGAUAAAGAGAAUCGUAAAUGAGCUUGAAAACCAGCUACAGACAGCUAAGCUGGAAAGCCCCCCAUUAUUAGCUCCAGUUGUCCCAAAGCCGGUGCAAAUAAGCAAAUUUUCCCCUUUACGUCUGGACGAUGAGUCAGAGGGUGAAAGCGCUGGUUUGAAUAUCAAAUGCCCUGUGCAAACUAUGGAUGUACCAGUUUCAAAUAUGCCUUCAGAGCCUUUCACUGAAUCAGGACUUCAGUGGUCCAGUGCUUUCCAGUUUGAGCUAAUGGGUGAACACCACAGCCCACACACUCCAAUUCAAAAUGAACCAGGGACACUUGAAAACUUCUCUGAAAAAGAAGGCCAUGCACCAAGUCUGACCUCCACAACUUCACGUAUUGAACACCCACAGCUCUACCACAACCAAGAACCAGAGGAAAGAAGUGCUGAAAAAGAGACUCCUGCAGAGACAAAGGAAGACAUUUUAGAACAGAAGAGAUAUACAGAAAAUCUAAUGAAAAGCCUGGAGGUGAUUUCAGACUCUAUAUUCAAAAAAGAAUCCAUUGUAUCAGUACACAAGAAGCCAAAUGUCACCUCUCCGACGAGCCAGCAACAUCAAGCAACUGAAUGUCAGGCGACUGAUGCACUUGAGAGAGAAGAUCGCACUGAAAAGGAAGCAAUUACCGGGAAGGAGAAUAUAUUAUCACCUCCAAAUAUCAAUGAGCGGAAGGAUGAAAUUGAAUUCAUUCUGAAUGAGUCACAGUCAUCUCUCUCCACCAAGACUGACCCCCCAGUCGAUGGCAACCAGCCAAUUUCAUCGCAGCCGACAGACAACAAGGAUUACACAGCAGAGACUAAAGUCACGUCAGAGGAGGAUAUCACUGAGAAUAGUAAUUUGACUGCUCACUGCUCAAGUGUGGUGGCACAUGACCCGUGUGUGGCUGAGGAGUCCUGUGGGAACAAUAAUGCAGAAGACAAUGUGAAUCAAUCAUUUAAAAACAGUACGGACAGGCAAAGCUGUUUAACUACACAUGUCCAUGAUGAAAAAGAGGCAGUGAAGGGAAUCGCUGGUCAAUCUGAUGAUCAUCCCGCAUCACCAGCACUAACUGACCCCAGUCAAGAUAUUACAGAGAAAAUGGGAGAUGUGAUGAAACCAGCACUGGAGCAACAAUCUGAUGAUAAUCCUGCAGACAUGAGUUCACUGCAUACUGGUGAACUGAAAGUGGAAUGCUCAGACAAUGCCAGUGAAGAAAUAACUGUCGAAACAUCAUUACAAGAUCUGUCUCCCUCUAAAAACUCCAGCCCUUCAAAGACGUACAGUGAAGCAGACAUGUCUGUGGAGAUAGUCACCACAGACAAACCCUGCAGUCCACUACUGGUGGAAACGAAUGCAGAAAGUACUGACCGCUGCUCACCCUUCCAUGACACCCAAUCAAGCAGUCUGUUGAUCCUUUCACAGUCUGAUGGGAUCAUUAACAGUGAUUCUUGCAAAAUGACUCCAUUUAAUGACUCAUUAAAAACUGAAACAGGUCUCGUCUUUGAUCCCAUUGAGAAACCAGAGGAGAUUUUAAAUGUCCAGGACAUCAAAGAACAUCUUCCUGUUGAUUUCAUGGCAAGUCAACAAAACUCGCCGUGCAGAGAGGAGGCGGAGGAAAGUCACUGCGUCUUUUUAGACACCGCCUCAACAAUCAGCCCUCUUUUAUCAGCCUCUCAUGAAAGACCCGUGCAGAAAUUUGGCACAGAAGAGGAUUCCUGUAAGAUGAAAAAUAAAAGCAAUGAUAAAUCUGUUGAUCAAUGCUCAGUUCAAAUUGCAAAAUUUCCCAUAAACCAAGAAGAUAAACAAAACAUCAAAGAGCCUUUAAACAGCAAUGAAUUAAAUGCAGCAGCUGAGAUAAAGUAUUCCUUGAUAAGCCCACCACACCUGGACUUGGGUAUCAUGGAGUGUAAAAUCCCCAACUCUGAAGCAACCAUCUCCUCACCGCUUCCUGUGACCAGCGCAGCAGAACCGUCAGAGGUGUCGGACAGCCUCGAAAAACGAGGUCUGGUGUAUGACUUCAAGCUCAGCCCUCUCAACUACAACAGCAUCUCAGAUGAACCUCCACAACUGAAUCAAUACGACUACAUACCGAUAUCACCAGACAAUAAACCUGAGGAGAAUCUAGACAUCAAGCAGAGACCCAGAGAUGACUGUGAAUCUUGUGACCUGAGCAUUAACCCUGCACUGAUUUUUAACAAAACUGAAACGGAUACAGCAGUAUCACUGAACUCACACCCUGCAGCUAAACUACAUUCAUCAGAUGAGCCACUGGUCCUCCAGCAGAAUAUGAAAUUCACAUGUUUUUCACUGGGUCUUCCAGCUGAAUUUAAAACAACAGAUUCCUCAGCUGGUAAUGUAAAGACAAACUUGGAAGUUUUCCACCAUCCAGUUGAGAGUGUUGAGCAUUUGCAUAUAGAUGCUGACCUCCUGAACAAGGCCGAAACAGAGAAUUUAGAUUCCCACGAGGCUUCUGUUGAAGACAGUACACUUCUCAAAAAAGACUUUUCAGAUGGUCCGCCCACUCCUAAGCCACUCAUCAGCUGUGAAAACGAACAAAUGCCUCUUCCACCAGACCCAUCAGAGAGGCAACCAACAAUAGAGACUGGGCAGCGUUCAACAACGCAGCAAGUACACAAAGAAACGACGCAGAAAAAGACACAGAACGGGGCUCAACAGGGUAAAGUGCUCUGUGAAAUCUGUUUCAUGUGUUUCAGGACUGUGCCAGGUUUAAAGAGACAUAAGGCCAUGAAACAUUUGGUCAGAGCUGAAAAAUACAUCAGCCUGGAGAGCACGACAUCAAGCCAUCAGGGGACUAGGCUUAUUUAUGAAGCAUCACAAACUACAGAGAAAAAACAUAAAGAUGAUUCACAGACCUGUUACCCUGCAAAAAUAGAUGGACUACCUGAGAUAAGUAGCACUUUCAUAUCUAAAGCAGCAGAGACUGAGUCAGUCCUGGAGGAAAUGGCAACUGAGGCGAGUGCUGUGACAGCAGAUGAAAUAGGCCGUCAAAACCCUUUGCUGCCAGCAAAAGCAAAGAAGAACAACAAAGCUCAAAAGAACAAGAACAGCGAGGUAAACAUAAAGCCUGACCCUUUCUCUGAUGAGCUUCUGAAUAUAUUGAAAACAGACAUACUUCAAGCAAUAACUCCUGAAUUCAAAAGCAGUGUACUACAAGAGCACAGCAAAUCUCCUGAGGACCAGGUGAAAAUCAAUGACGGCGCUGUUUCCGGAACAGAGGAAUUCCCUCUCCAUGUUACUUCAGAAUCUGGGUUUGACAAAACAUCCGGAUCUCCAACAAAAGAGCUGAAAGCACUUAAUGAAACUGCGGAGCCAAAUCAGAUCACUGACACAGAGAUGAAAUGUACAAGCACAACAAAGACGGUAAAUUUGGAAGUGUGUGCAGAUAAUAAUGUGGAAAGUGCUGCAUCUGUAGACGAAGAGAUUAUAGGAGAAUGUGAUGAAUCCAGAAAGACUCUGUGCACUGUGGAAGAGAUGUGUGAACAGAAAGGAUCAGAAGAGAGCCUUGCCCAGGAGAUUCUGAGAAAAGUGGCAGUCGAGAUAAAAUGUGAGAAAAACAGUGGCCCUUCAGACAAGAUACAUCCUCUCUCCUGUUUGAAUUCUCCCCCUCUCAGUCCGCCCAGCAUUAGUCCCGAUCUAAGGGCCUUGCUUGAUGAUGAAACCACAUUCUCCCAGCUGUUCCCCAGAGACGAGGAGGCAAAAAGGAAAAAGUGCCCGAGGGUGUACAGCAAAAGAAACAAAAGGCAAAAGCUAUCGCCUCAUUCAAAUCUGACCCCAGACUACCUUCCGCCUGAAGCUUUUGUACAAAAUAAAAAUCAGUGUGUGGAAAACCCAGCUGCACAGACAUUCGCUGACAAUCAAACUAACCACUGUGAAUAUGAGACAAUUUCUAUUGAUGAUGCCAUCAUGUUGAAUAUGUGCCACAACGGCUCAUUGAAAGCUGAUACCAAGCCACUGUCAGAAGUUAAACAAAGCGAAAAGGAGGGUGUCCAUGAGAAUAUUAAAGAGCUCGGCAACAACCUCUUGAACCCACUUGAAAGCACAAUUGAUAAAUCUUCAAUUGAAUGGAGUGGGUCCAGUGAAUUUAGCAGCUUCAACGCUGGUUCAGCAGUGAGCUCUGACCCCAGCACUUGUAAACCAGAGAUGCCGGCUACACCCUGCCCUCUGCCGGCUGCCCCCUACACUGUGGAGCCAUGUGUCACAGAGGGAGUCCAAAGCUUCCACAGCAUCGACAUCCAAAACAUCAACACCACAUUUCAACUUCCUGAGAUUCAGUUCUUUGACUCUAAUAAAGAUAUCGCAGUAGCUCCUCCUAUUGCAGCAGUUGACGUGGAGAACAGAGACGAUGAGAAGCUGAAGAAAGUAACAGAGCGACGAGGCAGGAAACGGCAAGACGGCGGAAUGAAGGUCAAAGACAAGCAGUACAAGUGCAAAGUGUGUUUUACUUGGUUCCUCACUCUGGGCGAGCUGAACUUUCACAAACUUUCCCACAACCCCUCUCCACCUCCAACCUGCUACAUGUGCGUCCAGCGCAAAUUCAGCUCCAGGGAGCAGCUGAGAGACCAUCUGAGGGAGAAACAUGCCAAGAACAAGACUGGUAUCUGGACCUGUGGAAUGUGCUUGAAGGAGAUAUCAGAUGUGUGGAUGUACAACGAACACUUACGAGAGCACGCCACUCAGUUCGCCAGGAGAGGUCAGACUCAAGGCUCCAUGCUGGGCAUUCCUGGCUGCUUCAUGCAAGAGACGGCGGUGAAGAACUUUAUCUCCUCCAUCAUGCAGCACCGCCCCAGCAAAGCAAACAGAGAAUCCAACAAAGCUACUAAAGAAACGGACAAAGCUGAUGCCGGAGACAGCACGGUGGGAGAUGGGAACACCUCAGAGGAGUCAAAACUUCACAAGACCAAAAGCAGCAGUGGAGCAGGUGGGAAGCAAAGCACAUUCACCCCACUGGAGGUCCUUCACAAAACAGAGACGCCGAAAAGCGUGGAGAUGCAUCCGAACUGCAAAGACCCCUCCAGAGACUGCCACCACUGCGGGAAACAAUUCCCUAAACCGUUCAAACUGCAGAGGCAUUUGGUGGUUCACAAUUUGGAGAGGAUUUUCCUGUGUCACAAAUGCCCCGUCUCCUAUCAGGAGGCCCAGGAGCUGAAAGACCAUUUGAAGAGAGCUCAUGAGGAGGUGGAUGAGCUGGAUGCAAAACACACCACCCUCUACACCUGCGAGCUUUGUGCUGAUGUCAUGCAUGUGAUUAAAAAGUCCUUCAUCUGCAGCACCUGCAACUACACCUUCUCUAAGAAAGAGCAGUUUGACCGUCACAUGGAAAAGCACCUGUCAGGGGGGAACAAAAUUUUCAAAUUCCGGGGUGUUCUCAGACCUGUCAAAGUAUCUGCGUCCAAAGAAGAUGAAUGUGAUUCGCCUGCAAGUAAGAAGAGGCGAAUUCUUUCUGACAGUCUGCAAGACAACAGCUCAGACAGCGGCAUUGCAAGUGUAAGCUCGCUGCACUUGAAUCAAAACUCUGACAUGCAGCCUUCAAAACCCUCCGUGUCCACAGCGGACGACUCCACGCAGACCAUCGCCAGUGAAUACCAAAGUGACACAAACAACACAAACGUAAAGACAGAAGACAUUGCUGAGGACUACUCUGAGCUGCUUGUAGAGCUGGAAAAAUGUAUUCACAUGGGCUCGUCAGACUCAGCUACACCCAAGAAGGAGGAAAUUGACCCGACUCCCUCACCUAAUCCUGAUAAAGAGGGUAAUGGAAAAUCUAUUACGGAACCGUGUGACGUGAAAGAGGAGAAUGAGUCAGUCUGCAUUAGAGCAGAGACAACUUCAUGGUCGGCAUCUAAAGAGAGUAGUAGUGUGGGGGAGGAGAUUGUUAAAGCUAAAGAAGGCUCUGCUCAAGGUGACACUACUGAAACUGAAGGAAAACCUGAUUCACUUCCACCCAGCGAGGACUCUUUUGUCAGCUUAGGAGAAAAUCGAGACAUUUUAAAGACACCUGAGUCUGCAAAACGUGAAUCAGCUGUUCAUGUAAUGGACCAGCAGAAGGAUGAUGAUGAAAAAUGGCAUCAGAUACCCAAAGCCUUAAGCAAUGACAGCAAACAGCAGAUACUAUCUCAUGGUGCUGAGCAGGAAAGUAGCAGUCAGAUGAAAGACAAAACAACUGACAACACUAAAAGCAGCACGAAGGCUGCUGAAUCAAUGCCCGUCCUCCACGCCAAGGUUUCCCUCAACGCUUCAGCCUCAAAUGAGGACAAAGAAUCCCUCAGACCACAGAAGAAGAGGAAGGACAUGAAAUCCCCUCACAGCCUGCAGAGGGUUUCCUCUCCAGCCACUCAAGAGAACUUUGGUGUUGAUUCAAGGGCCAAAAAGAAAUUUCGCCCGAGCAAGUGUGCAAAUUCCUCCCUGCAAAGGAAGUCUGAUGGACCCAACGAGUACCCCGUGCUGUCCUCAGUACGGGACGACAGUGUUAGCAACAAAAUCAUUUCCAAGUGUAAGACUUUAAACUUGGGUUUGCAGUCGAAACGAAGUUUGCUCGAUAGCUGUGCACAAAAGAAAGCUGAGAUUGUUUCCUCUCAAAACGGGGAUUAUAAAGCCAAAAAGGGACCUCUGGGAAGAUCUUUGCAUCCUCCUAUAUCUAAAGUGACUUCAGUUCCCAUGAACAAUUCUUUGAAUAAAUCCAGGCCAAAGAUGGGGGUGAGGUCAAUGGAGAGUCAUUCCUACCGGACGGCAGAGUCCCAGAACCACCUCCUAAGCCAGCUGUUUGGCCAAAAACUCACAAGCUUUAAGAUUCCUUUAAGGAAGGACACAGAAUCUAUAAACUGAGGGGGGGGGGGGGACGAGAGGGAUCUGUGAAUGAGACUGUAAAUUUUCACAAAUAUAAAUGUUUAAGACAAUUCAUUAUGGUGAAUGAGAUUGCACAGCUCUUUUCUGUGAAAUGCUAUCUUUAAAUACUUACAUAGUCACUUUAUGUCUUCUUUGUACAUGUGUUUUUAUUACACAAAUGUGAGGACGAAUGGCUGAGAUGACUUUUGGGUCAAAAAUGGAUAUGAUGCUAGUUGGGGAAAUCAUUGAACUUUUUUAGAGAUUAUAUUUCAUUUAAAGGAGAGUAAAAAGGAAUACUUGAAAAUACAGUAAAAUAUUUUCCUCUAUGAAAUGCAUGUUCAUUUUGCAUUCAUAACAUGAUAUUUUUUUUUUCAUUUUAAGUCUCUGAAAAAGGAGCAAAUGACGUCAUAACUGACUUGGACUAUUGGCUGUGCACCUUUCGUACAUGCUUCCAGCAUAUUCAUUUUGUAUUAUUUUUUCAACUUUACUGUACUGCAUUGACAUUCAUCAUAUUAGCCUUUUGUAUAAACAUUACCUGGUGCUACAUCGUGUUUAAUUUUAAUGUGAAUGCCAAUGUCCUCGGAAGGGAACAUGAAAUCUGUAGCAGUUGCAGUACAAACAUCCAGCUGUUGUUACUGGAUUUCUGUAGUUUAUUAAAGAUACUGUGUAAACCAUCCAAGCAAUUCAUAUGUAGGCUGAUAGAACACAAAAUUAGGAAAGCUUCCAUUUUAUAAACUCAGGUGCAUACAAGGACAUCACAGUCCCAAGACCUGUUUUUGGAGUUCUUCCCAUGCACUGAUAAUACCACACAAAACACAAACUCAAUCAUCUGUGUCUGUAACUCCAAAUGUUUAAUUAUGAAUAGUAUUUACUAGGACAACAAAGGUGCUUUAUCUUGUUUAUACUGUAUGUAUCUUAUAUUGUAUAAUAUUGUAGGUAGGUUAUUGUUUGGUGUAAUGCUUCAUGUCAAAGUUUUAUUUUAAUAAUGUGCAAAAAGAAUCAGAUUGAGAAGAAAGGGAAAUGCAGUGCCUCUUGCAAGUUGUAAAGUGGUUCACUAAGUGCCUCUUUUAUAGUUGGUUAUUAAAGAUCUGUAUUGGUCCGUC
Molecule: messenger RNA, 13716 nt
Organism: Amphiprion ocellaris (clown anemonefish)
Lineage: Eukaryota; Metazoa; Chordata; Actinopteri; Pomacentridae
Product: zinc finger protein 469
Exons: 6
Coding region: 770-12613 (3947 amino acids)
Source: RefSeq, a predicted model, not a curated record